AUGAUUAUUAGUUGCCGUUUAAUGUCAAAUUGUUGCAUUCCUCCAUUUUUUGCCCUCUCCUCCGCAUCUUGGCUUUCUGGCUGUUCUCCAAUUCGGUACUACUGGAAUUCUGACGAUGGGUGUCCCUCUUACUCCAGCCAUCCUCCUCUGUAUCCGGUCAAUGGCAGCUCCGCUCGGCUUCUUCCUGGCUUCUCAUACCUCCGUUCUUUAGGAAAUUCUACUGAUUGA
This is a messenger RNA of Protopolystoma xenopodis, 228 nucleotides long. The record is from the annotation of a GenBank genome assembly. NCBI's taxonomy places the organism in Eukaryota, Metazoa, Platyhelminthes, Monogenea, Polystomatidea, Polystomatidae.